Molecule: messenger RNA, 5292 nt
Organism: Exophiala aquamarina CBS 119918
Lineage: Eukaryota; Fungi; Ascomycota; Eurotiomycetes; Chaetothyriales; Herpotrichiellaceae
Product: DNA-directed RNA polymerase II subunit RPB1
Exons: 3
Coding region: 1-5292 (1763 amino acids)
Biological process (GO): transcription by RNA polymerase II
Cellular component (GO): RNA polymerase II, core complex
Molecular function (GO): DNA binding
Source: RefSeq, a predicted model, not a curated record
AUGGCGAAUCUCAAUUUCGCUUACUCGAGCGCCCCUGUGCGUACUGUUGAGGAGAUCCAGUUCGGUCUCUUUUCCGCUAAGGAGUCUGAACGCCUCGCAGUCAUCGACAUCGAAUAUCCUGAGACGAUGGAUGAGCAACGCCUCAGACCUCGAGAGAAAGGUCCGAACGAUCCUCAUCUUGGAACAAUCGAUCGCAAUUUCAAAUGCAGUACUUGUGAAGAGAACAUGGCUGAGUGCCCUGGCCACUUUGGGGUCAUCAAGCUUGCUACUCCUGUCUAUCACUAUGGCUUCAUGGGUAAGGUCAAGAAGAUCUUGGAGACUGUCUGCCAUAACUGUGGCAAAAUCAAAGCUGUUGAUUCUGAAGAGCUCAAACACGCGUUUAAGAUCCGCGACCGAAAGCGAAGAUUUGAUGCAGUCUGGCGAUUGAGCAAGCCUCGAUUGAUUUGUGAAGCUGAUCCUCCUGAUGAUGCGGAACAACAACCCUUGAAAGGACCCGCUCCUCCCAAGCAUGGUGGUUGCGGAAACGCUCAGCCUGAGAUUCGAAGAACUGGUCUCCAACUGUGGGCAACCUGGAAAGCUCGAAAAGGUGAAGAUGAGGAAGACACAACCCCUGACAAGAAACGAAUCUUCCCAACGGAGGUUCUGCGUACAUUCCGUACCCUGACCGACGAGACACUCGAGUUGAUGGGCCUUAACCUGGACUACGCGCGACCAGAAUGGAUGAUCUUAUCUGCACUACCCGUUCCUCCGCCUCCAGUCCGCCCCAGCAUCAGUGUGGACGGCAGUGGCCAAGGCCAACGUGGCGAAGACGAUCUGACAUUCAAGCUCGGCGAUAUCAUCCGUGCUAACCAAGCUGUGCUUCGAACCGAAGUCGAUGGAACUCCUGAUCAUAUCAAGGUUGAUCUACAAGACCUUCUUCAAUACCAUAUUGCCACUUACAUGGACAAUGAAAUUGCUGGGUUGGACAAGGCCCAGCAUAAGAGUGGACGACCCAUCAAAUCAAUCCGUGCCCGUCUAAAGGGUAAAGAGGGAAGACUGCGUCAAAAUCUCAUGGGAAAGCGUGUUGAUUUCUCCGCACGUACAGUCAUCACCGGUGAUCCCAACUUGUCCCUUGAUGAAGUUGGUGUUCCACGAAGCAUUGCACGCACCCUGACCUACCCGGAAACGGUCACGCCUUUCAACCUCGAUAAACUCAAGCGUCUUGUCGCAAAUGGUCCAACUGAACACCCUGGUGCUCGAUAUGUAAUUCGAGAUUCUGGAGAGCGCAUUGAUCUUCGUCAUCAUAAACGAGCUGGAGAGAUGACCUUGCAGUACGGCUGGAAGGUCGAAAGACAUAUCCAAGACGGCGAUGUUAUUCUCUUCAAUCGUCAACCCUCUCUGCACAAGGAAUCAAUGAUGGGCCAUCGUGUUCGUGUUAUGCCUUAUUCCACAUUCAGACUCAAUCUUUCCGUCACAACGCCCUAUAACGCGGAUUUUGAUGGUGAUGAGAUGAAUUUGCAUGUUCCCCAGAGCGAAGAGUCUCGAGCUGAAUUGGCUAAUCUUUGCAUGGUUCCACUCAACAUUGUAUCGCCCCAACGCAAUGGGCCCCUCAUGGGUAUCGUGCAAGAUACUCUUUGUGGCAUCUACAAGAUCUGCCGUCGUGACGUUUUCCUCAGCCGAGAGCAAGUCAUGAACAUCAUGCUUUGGGUUCCCGAUUGGGAUGGAGUGAUCCCUCAACCUGCUAUCAUCAAGCCCAGACCUCGCUGGACGGGUAAGCAGAUGAUUAGUAUGGUACUGAACAAGCAACUGAACCUGGAACGAUUGGAUGCAAAGGGUGAAGACCCUUAUGUCCCAACCAAUGACACUGGGCUUAUGGUCCUUGAGGGCAACCUGAUGUUUGGUCUGUUCAGCAAAAAAUUCGUGGGAACUAGCGCUGGAGGUAUCAUUCAUACAAUUUUCAACGAAUUUGGGCAUGAUGCGGCAAUGGCCUUUUUCAACGGUGCGCAAACGGUUGUGAACUACUGGCUACUACACAACAGCUUCAGUAUUGGUAUUGGUGAUACUGUACCAGACGAAGGCACCGUCGAGAAGAUUCAAUACGCCGUCGAUUCGCGAAAGAAGGAAGUGGACGAGAUUGCCCAACGCGCGUACAACGAAGAUCUUGAGCCUGCGCCGGGUAUGAACGUGCGUCAAACAUUCGAAAGUAAAGUCAUGAACGCACUCAAUCAGGCUCGUGACCAGGCCGGUGCCGCAACUGAAGACAGCUUGAAAGAUCUUAAUAAUGCCAUCACCAUGGCCCGUGCCGGCUCAAAGGGUUCAACCAUCAACAUUGCUCAAAUGACAGCCAUCGUUGGUCAACAGGCUGUUGAGGGAAAACGUAUUCCUUUCGGCUUCAAGUAUCGCACAUUGCCCCAUUUUGCGAAAGACGACUACUCCGCCCCUUCAAGAGGCUUUGUUGAGAACUCAUACUUGAGGGGUUUGACUCCCACGGAGUUCUUCUUCCACGCAAUGGCCGGUCGUGAAGGGUUGAUUGAUACCGCUGUCAAAACUGCCGAAACUGGCUAUAUUCAACGACGUCUUGUUAAAGCCCUUGAAGAAGUCACUGUCAAAUAUGACGGGACAAUUCGAGACAGUCGUGGUAACAUUGUACAAUUCAUCUACGGCGAAGAUGGCCUGGAUGGUGCUCAUAUCGAAAACCAGAAGGUUGAUAUUAUCACGAUGUCAGAUAAGGCAUUCAAUAACCGUUAUGCUGUCGAUGUCAUGAGUGGCGACGUUUCUCUCUGGAGAGGCAAGUUGUUGCAGGCUAGAGAAAUUCAGGGUGACACGGAGUUGCAAGAGAUGUUCGAUGAGGAAUUGGAAGCUCUCCGAGACUCUCGAGACUUUCUGCGAAAGAUGGGCAAAGGCACUGAAGAUUCAAUGCAGCUCCCCAUGAACAUUGCACGAAUUAUCGAUCAGGCACAAAAGAAUUUCAAGAUCCGUCGUGGUGACAAGACAGAUCUUGACCCUCGCUACGCACUAAAUGCUGUGAAGCAGCUACUCGAUCGACUAGUUGUUGUCCGAGGUGAUGACCCGCUCUCUCAAGAAGCUCAGUCCAACGCGACCCUUCUUUUGAAGGCUCAGCUUCGAUCGCGGCUAGCAUUUAAACGCCUAGUCCUAGAGCAUGGAUUGAACAGACUGGCGUUUGACAACAUUAUUGGAGGCGUGGAAAGCCGAUUCAUCGCUGCUGCUGCCAAUCCUGGCGAGAUGGUAGGCGUGCUUGCUGCACAGUCUAUCGGCGAACCUGCCACUCAGAUGACCUUGAACACUUUCCAUUUCACUGGUGUGUCGGCGAAGAACGUUACACUGGGUGUGCCCCGUCUUAAGGAAAUUUUGAAUGUCUCACAGACCAUCAGAACCCCUUCAAUGACGGUCUACCAACUUCCAGAGAACGUUGGUGAUAAGGAGGCAGCCAAGCUACUUCGAAGCCGUGUUCAGCAUACGAAUCUCCGCUCCGUUGCAGAGACAUGUGAGCUCUGGUACGAUCCUGAUAUCCAGAGUACCAUCAUACCUGAAGAUCUAGACAUGGUUGAGUCUUACUUUAUCAUCCCCGAGGACACUGAUCAAGAUCUGGCUGCUCACUCAAAGUGGCUUCUUCGUAUCACUCUCAGUCGCGCGAAGCUCCUAGAUAAAGGCCUGAACAUUCAAGAUGUCGCUGCAAAGAUCAAGUCUACUUAUGGCAAAGAUCUUUCUGUCAUCUUCAGCGACAUCAACGCUGAUGAACAGAUCAUUCGAGUUCGACUUGUUCAAAACUACGGUAAAGACGAGGAUGAUGAGCGAAAAGAAGAUGAUGAGGUCCUCCGCCGGUUCUUGAACGAAAUGUUGGACCACCUCACAUUUCACGGUGUGCCGGGAGUCUCGAGAGCCUUCAUCGAUCAAAAGUCUCGUGCCAUCAUUGCAGAAGACAAUUCUGUGUUUAUGGCAAAGAGUGAUCCUCGCUGCAAUGAAUAUGUUCUGGAGACUAGUGGUAGUUCAUUCGCAAAGGUUCUGACCAUAGAGGGUGUCGACACUAGUCGCACCUAUACUAACCGGUUUACCGAGGUGUUUGAAGUUCUCGGCAUCGAAGCAACUAGAGCGGCUAUCAUGCGUGAGUUGACACAAGUGUUGUCAUUCGAUGGUUCUUAUGUCAAUGCGCGUCAUUUGGGCAUUCUCUGCGAUGUGAUGACUGCACGCGGCUAUGUUAUGGCUGUGACUCGUCAUGGCAUCAACAAAUCAGAUACUGGAGCUCUCAUGCGCUGUUCGUUCGAACAGACGGUGGAGAUCUUGUUAGAAGCUGCCGCCGCUGGUGAACUGGAUGAUUGUCGAGGUGUGUCGGAGAACUUGAUUCUAGGUCAAGUAGCUCCGGUUGGCACAGGAACCAUGGAAAUUCUGCUUGACCAGAAUCUACUGUCGACAGUAGUCACUGACAAUGCCAACCUCGGGCUCGGAGGUGCUAUUGGUGUUAAGGGGUCGCAACAACUUCUCGAAGGUGCAGCGACUCCAUAUGAUUCAGGAUCCCCUAUGCAGGACAACAAUUAUCUGGGUUCACCUGAUUAUGGUGCUUCUUUCUCUCCAAUCGCCGCAUCGGGCACCGAUGAAGCCGGAGGUCUCACGGACUAUCAUCCAGGAUUCGGUGGUGCUGGCGGGUUGAGUCCGUACAUGGCUCGCAGCCCAGGAGGUUACUCGCCUGCCAGUCCAUUUGGUGGCACCAGCCCAAGCUCUCCAGGCUUCUCCCCAACGGCUGGUUAUUCUCCUACCUCGCCUAUGUUUGGUGCUACAAGCCCUGGCUUUGGCCCGACCUCUCCGUCGUUCAGCCCGGCAAGUCCAGCGUUCACUCCAACUUCUCCAGCUUACUCUCCGACUUCCCCAGCACAGAAUUCGCCAACAUCCCCCAGCUAUUCACCAACUUCACCGAGCUACUCCCCCACCUCACCUGCCUACGGUGGAUCGCCGACUUCGCCGAGCUACUCGCCGACGUCGCCUGCAUUCAGCCCUACGUCCCCAACUUCACCUACAUCGCCAGUGUACAGCCCGACUUCUCCGAUGUACAGCCCGACCAGCCCGAUGUACGGUGGUAGUGGUGGCAAGGGGUCUUCGACCUCGCCUAGCUAUUCUCCAACUUCGCCAACGUACAGCCCGACCUCGCCGACCUCGCCAACCAGUCCAUCAUACUCGCCUACGAGUCCGAUGUACAACGCAUCACCACGCAGCCCUCAGAACAGAGCCACCUCCAUCACCAGCCCACAAUAUUCCCCGAACAGUCCUCAGUAUUCGCCGACCUCACCUAAGGAGGACUAA